UCGGUUAUAAUAUUUGUUAUUUUACUGACACAGACAGGGGGAUUGGAAACUGACGCGAUGGAGCUCAGGGACUUUAUUUAAUUUAUCAAAUGCAGUGACCCAACGGCAACGCGGUGUUGUAAUGGCCAAAUAAUGUGAAGUAUUGUGAGCGCUAGCGACAGUGUGGAGCUGCUGGCCGGCCGGCCGAUGACUACAGUCAGCAGCCGCAGAGGGGUGGUACAGAGUGAGAGAGAUAGGAAGUCAGCAACAUCCUCUCUACUGUUACCGACAGCCCCAAGGCGCGCACAAACACACACACAGGAGUUUCGGCGUCCACCUUCUAUUCCACCGCUGACUCGAGCUGACAGGACCAGAAGGACAGGAGAGAGAGAGAGAGAGGGAGUCCUAGCUUCUCCUCCUCCCCUCACCUCCUCGCUGGGACAUGGCCCGGAGCAGGCGAGCCGGAGCCGAAGAGGCUGCAACCCAGCCACUGUGCACUUGGAACCGGGCUUUGGCUCCUUCUCACCUGAACGAGAAUUAGUUCGCUCCUCGCUCUGGGAUUCAGCGGGAGAGAGAGAGACGAGGAUCCACCAGCUCUCCACCCAAAUCUCCUUUCUACUGAAACCUCCCCUCAAAGAAAAAAAAGGUUAAACAUUUUCUUUAUACAAAAAAGCGGUAUUAUUUACUUACAGUGUGUUUUAAAACACAAAAGCUUUAGGGCCUGUCAGGAGCAGAUUUCUCCCUCGCCUGCAGUAGAAGGUUGAAUGAAUGUCUGCUGUGGGAGGAAGCUCAGUGAGUUGGUUGCUGAUCGAGUUCUUCCCUCGGUGCUGAUUUCGAUGGUUCUCCUGGAGACUUGGGGGCUCCCGUCUCUCGCUCUCCUUGUCUUCCUACAAAGUGCCAUGGGUUGUAUCAACAGCCUCGCCUGCAAGCCGAGGGUGUGCCGGGAUUCCAUCUCCCUGCAUGAAAUCUCGGCCAGCAUCGACAGCAACCCCACCAGCAUCGACGAGUCGUCGGACAUCGUGCUGCGCUACCGGACCCCCUACUUCCGAGCCUCGGCGCGGGUCUGCGUGCCCCCGAUUCUCAAGGCGGACACCUGGGUGGUCGGUUGGAUUCAAGCUUGCAACUACAUGGAGUUUUACAACACCUACGGGGAUCUAGGCAUGUCCAGUUGGGAGCUGCCAGAUCUGAGAGAUGGAAAAAUUAGUGCAAUAAGUGACUCUGAUGGAGUGAAUUAUCCUUGGUACGGUAACACCACUGAAACUCACACAAUAGUUGGGCCCACCAGAAGGGAGGUUCGCUUUACAGUCAGCAUGAAUGACAACUUCUACCCCAGUGUCACCUGGGCCAUCCCUGUCAGCAAGUCCAAUAUACCCCAACUAUCCAGUAUUAAGAGAGACCAAAGUUUCACCACCUGGCUGGUGGCCUCCAAUCAAGGGACUGGUGAGAUUAUCAUCUUGCAAACAAUCAAAUGGAGAAUGAAGCUUCACAUUGCGGUGGAUCCGACAAAACACCUGGGAGAGCGUGCUGUACUGAUGGAGCCUAUUAAUCAAGAACGCCCUCUGAUUCUCACAAAGAAUGAGCCAAUUGCACCCAAUGUGUUGAAGAAACCCAAUGCAAAUGAUGCUCAGGUGCUGAUGUGGCGGCCGACAUUCGGGGAACCACAGGUAGUCAUCCCUCCGAAGAACUAGCUUUGUGUUGAUGCUCCUAAAACACAAAACAGCACUGGGUGUUCAAAACCAACAUGUGCACUAAUCAUAUAAGAAUUCCUCUACCUUGAACCAAAAUGGUAGAGAAAAACAUCACUGUGCUGAAAUCUGAUUUGUUUGCUGAGCUAAAGGCCAUCACACUGUGGGAUCAUCUCAUCUUAAAGACUUUAGCUUUGGCUUCUGGUCCUCUGUUGAAGCAUCGCACAAGUCAAAGAAAUUUUAUUGAAUGUCGGUCAAAACUGGAAUGCAAUUGCACAUGAACAAUUUUUGCAAACUUUUGUUUUUGUACUAGAAAAAAAAACUAUCUCCUAACCAUGCUGCCUUAAGUUAGCAAAAGCAUCUCAUUGCAAGUAUUUGCCUUAAAAUGUCAAAAGAACUUCACCAUGAAUAUAAAUUGAAUGCUGUUUCAUUAUGACUGCAAUAUGCGAUUAUAAACCAGCCUGCUCUUGAUCUGUGAAAAAUGUUUCUUCAUACAUAACCCUGAACACUUUUCAUUUUAUGGCGAGGUCCUGAAAAUGCAUUUUCAAGUGGAAUCUAAUUAACUAACCCCAAAAUCUGCUCAUUGAUAGUCAAGAAUAUGAAUGUGAUGUGACAGUAUCCAGAAUAGGGCGAUAUCAAGCAAUGGUCAAUUUAGAACAAACUGAAGUAGACCACAAUAUUCCAAUAACCGAGACCCCGAGAACCACCAUUAUUAACAUCUGGUACAUUACUGAGAUGUUUUAUACUAUAUUUUCAAUUUUCAUGAAGAAUAUUUCUUAGACAAUGCAGGUUCAAUGCAUAUUGUUAAUCUAGUACCAUGAGAUAAUGAGUUCAGCAACAUGGAUCUACAGGGUGAAUGGGCUCCUCCAAAUCCAAUGUUCAUGUUUCUGGUUAAGACUUGGAAGGAUAUACUUUCCAACAGCAGGCAGAGUGAUAUCAGUUCCCUAUACGCUCACCACAAGGGUUAUUGCAGGUGUUCAUGAAUUUGUACUUCCCUCACAAAAACUCCCAUCAUAGAACUGUAGAGAAUUUACAUCACAGAGAGCCAUUUGGGUCUAACUGGUUUGUGCUGGUGUUUAAGCCUCCUCAUGCAGUACUUUAUCCAACCCCAUUAAAAUACCCUUCUAUUUCUUUGAGCCUCAUAUGCUUUUCUAGCUUAUCCUUAAGUACAUGAUUGUUGUUCAAUCACUCCAUGAGGUAGUGAGCUUCACAUCCCCACCACUCUGGGGAAAUUUGCAUUUCUCCUUAACAUCACAUUAGAUUUAUUAGUGAUAAUUUUAUGUUCAUUGCUUGUAGUUUUGGACCACCCGCCACCACUAGUGAAAUAACAUCUCCGCAAUGAACCUUAUCAAAAUUUUGAAGCCAUCUCUCAGGUCACACUUCACAUAUUUGCCUGAGAAGAGGAUUCCAGGAAAGAAUUUAUAGUCAACAUGUGCCAGGGAUGAGGUGAUGGCUAGAAAAGGGUUUGAUCUAAUGCGUUCAACAACCAGGGUAUUUGUUUGGAAAAUGGUGGCAUCCUCUACAUCAGACUGAGGUGCCAAUAAUAAUUCAGUGCAUCAAGAUUAUGUGCCCCUUAACUGCCUCUCCCUUUAUUAAUCAGCAUGAAAGAGAACAGUGUUAAGGGCAAUCAAUCCUCAAGCCUGCAAUGUUAUUUAUUGAACUACUUGGCUGUAAAAAUUUUUGGAAAUGAUUUAAACUUGAUGAUAUUGCCAUUAUUGUGAAACAUUGCAACAUUUGCACCCUGACAACUGAAUCUAAAAUGGAUCCGUUUCCUGCUAAAGCUGUGAAGGCUAUAAAAGAAAAAAAAGUUCUUUGAAGAAGAAUUAAAAAAAAGUGAAAUUACAAGUGCUCUCACUUGUUGUCCCCAUUAUUCUCUGCAUUACAUGUUUGGGACUGAGAAGGAGUUGGAACCUGACUACAGGCCGUCCUCAGGUAACAAACGGGUUCAUUUUUACAGACACCCAUAAGUUGCUUUUGUCUGCAAGUCCGAAAAUAAACAAAAAUCACUUGAUAUGGUAACCAUACCGCCAAGGUAUGUAAAUUAAUGGCAUCAAAAGCACACAAGAUCAAUAAGAACAAUUACUAAAAGUGGAGAGAGGGAGAGGAAACCAGUUCUGCUGUUCGUAAGUAUGUCGGACUUUUAAAUUUAACAAUAUUAUGAGAGCUGGUUUGUACAUUGGGGUUGUCCAUAAAUCAGGCGUUUAUAAUCUGGGAGCACCAUGAACAAAUGAGCCACUGUAUUUUGUAUUUAUUUAGCCCCUUUAAUAUUACAAAAUGUCCAAAGGCAUCUGUCCAUAGAAGAGUUAUCAAACAAAAUGACACUGUAACACAAAACAAAAAGCUCAAUCAGUAGAGAUGGUUUGAAGGGCUGUUCUAAAAAGAGAGAUGGUGAAGUUGAGAGAGGAAACACCUGAACUUAAGAUCAUAGACACUGAAGGCAUGGUUGCCAAUAAAGAAGCAAUGAUUUAGGGAUAUUCAAGGCAGCAAAUUGGGGAAGUGGAGAUAUCUGCGGGUUAUACAGCUGGACGUAGUUACAAAAUUAAGUAAGGGUUAGGAUGCAGAAAGGUUUGAAAUCAAGAAUAAGAACUUUAAAAUUGAACAUUGUUGGAGUAAAGGUCAAUGUAGGCCAGCAAGCAGAGGGGCAAAUGAGGGGUAAUUCUUGAUAAAAAUUAAGAAACAGGAUGAUGUAGGGAAUAUGGGUUAGGUACAGUAAGUAUAGGAAGAUCAGGUCACUUAAGAUGGCUUUGCAGCUUUCCAGAAUCUUCAAUACAAACAUGCAUUCUACUUCACGACUACGCUGUAAACUAAUUUCCAAUUCUUUCCCCAUCCACGUAAAUUAUCAGACAUCUCAUCCCCCUCUUUCCUUUCCAACCUAAUGAUGUAAUUGAAGUUCCUAAACUCGUACAACAGCUGUGGCACAAUGGGGAGCAGUUUCUCCUGAGUCAGAAAACUGAGUUUAAGUUCACACUGGAAUCCUGAGCACACUAACUAGCUGA
This is a messenger RNA of Pristis pectinata (smalltooth sawfish), 4660 nucleotides long. RefSeq names its product family with sequence similarity 78 member Ab (gene fam78ab). The coding region runs from base 744 to 1667 and encodes 307 amino acids. The transcript is spliced from 2 exons. The record is from RefSeq and is a predicted model, not a curated record. Lineage: Eukaryota; Metazoa; Chordata; Chondrichthyes; Rhinopristiformes; Pristidae.